UUUGUACAAGUGUGCUUGCUGAAGUUCAAACAAUUCGUUUAUCCGCAAUUUCACUCCGCGAUUCUACAACAAAGACACAAACAUUAAUUACUAAAAAUAAACUCAUUCGACAGCCAGAAAGUCAUUCUAAUCUAUAAAAUCACAACCUUCAGCAAGUACCCAUUUAAAAUAAUUGCAAAUAAUAGAAAAACAAAAACAAACUAACCCUUUUUUAAUUCUAUAAUUCAAAAAAGAAAAAUCGAAUCGAAACUAAUUUUCCGUUCCGUGUUGCGUCGCACUCCCCUCGGCAAGAACCACAACCAACCAUAAACCAGAACGAGAAGAGAACCACUUAAACUUAACCAAGGAAAAAUCAAUCGAAACCGAAAAAAGAAAAACUACCACGAUCGCCCGUUGCCGUUGUCGUCGCCCAUUUUCCACCAAAACUCGUCAAAAGCAAGACCGAUAUACAGAAGCAGAACGGAGAAAAAAGAAUCCAAAAACCAACUCAACUCAGUUUCAGUGCGUUGCGUGUGUGAACCUGAACGUGAAGUCGAUGUGGGAAUAAUUUCCAUAAAAAUAAAAAUUUUAAUCAAAACAUAAAUUUAAUCGUAUUAAUUAUAAAUUAACUGUCUUUUGCUUUUUUUCUACUCUAUUUCUACUUUGUGUGUUCAUUUUUUAAAUUAAAAUUCUUGAGUUUUCCAUUUUGCAUUCAACUAAAUAAAAAAAGUAUUUCAAUAUUUGCAACUUUUGUGCGAGACGAGAAAAAAAAAUAAAAAUCGAAAAGGGAAGUUUAUUUUAUUAAUUCCCCCCAUUUUUAUGACAAAAGAGUGAGACAGCAGGAAAAAGUGUGUUGAGUUGAGAUUUAGAUUUCACAUCCUUGGAUCUGUCGUUGUCGCUGUCGUUUUCAUCGUUUUCGUUCGUUCGUUGGGUCGGACGUCGGAGAGAUUUGGAAGCAAAAAGAAAACGCAUUUUCGUGUGUGUUUUACGGGAAAUAUUUUUUCGCUCGUGCCGGUUAAAUAAAAUCAGUCAAAAUUGAAUCGACAAAGAUCGACGAGACUUUUUCUUCUACCACCAUGGAAGAUAAAGCGACCACAAAAGACCUGGAUCAAUGGAUUGAGCAGCUGAACGAAUGUAAUCAGUUGACAGAGACACAAGUGAAAACUUUGUGUGAUAAGGCAAAGGAAAUUCUGUCGAAAGAAUCAAAUGUCCAAGAGGUCAAAUGUCCAGUCACAGUUUGCGGUGAUGUGCAUGGACAAUUCCAUGAUCUUAUGGAACUCUUUCGGAUAGGUGGUAAAUCGCCCGAUACAAAUUAUUUAUUUAUGGGCGAUUAUGUCGAUCGUGGUUAUUAUUCGGUUGAGACAGUUACGCUUUUGGUUGCCCUAAAGGUGCGCUAUCGUGAGAGAAUCACAAUUUUGCGCGGUAACCAUGAAUCGAGACAAAUUACCCAAGUCUAUGGAUUUUAUGAUGAAUGUCUGCGUAAAUAUGGCAAUGCAAAUGUUUGGAAAUAUUUUACCGAUUUAUUCGAUUACCUACCCCUGACCGCAUUGGUUGAUGGACAAAUUUUCUGCUUGCAUGGUGGUUUGAGUCCAUCAAUUGAUAGUUUGGAUCAUAUCCGCGCACUAGAUCGCCUGCAAGAGGUACCACAUGAAGGUCCAAUGUGUGAUCUACUUUGGUCUGAUCCAGAUGAUAGGGGUGGCUGGGGUAUUUCACCACGUGGUGCUGGAUACACAUUUGGCCAAGAUAUUUCGGAAACGUUUAACAACACAAAUGGUCUUACAUUGGUCUCACGUGCCCAUCAAUUGGUGAUGGAGGGCUAUAAUUGGUGUCACGAUCGUAAUGUUGUCACAAUCUUCUCAGCGCCAAAUUAUUGUUACCGUUGCGGUAAUCAAGCGGCUCUAAUGGAAUUAGACGAUUCACUUAAAUUUUCAUUCCUACAAUUCGACCCAGCACCAAGACGUGGAGAGCCGCAUGUUACACGAAGAACUCCCGACUAUUUCCUUUAAGAGAACUAAAUAAAAUAAUAAAUUUAAACAAAACAAAAAAAAGAAGAAACAACAGCAACAAGAAAACAAAAAUAAAAAUCAACAGAACAACAACAAGAAGAAUACAGUUAUUAUUAUUAUUAAUUAUAAAACCUAAUAGUAAAUAGUUAUAUAAUAAUAAUAAUAUUAAAAUAAUUAAAAAAAAAAACAUCAACAAUUAUUACAAGAAAAACAAAAACUGAAUUAAAUGAUUUAAACAAAAAAUAAAUAAAAGUAAAAACUUUGAAUCAACAAUUUAUUAUUAUAAACAAUGAUAACAGAAACAUAAAACCGAAACAACCAGAAAUACUUUAUUGCUAUUCAAAAAUAAAAGAUACAAAAAUUUAAAAAAAAAAUCACAAAACUAAACAAAAAAACAACAAAUAUUGGAACGUUUUUUUUCUUACUUAACCUUAA
Messenger RNA from Eupeodes corollae, 2420 nucleotides. It is a transcript of the gene mts, whose product is annotated as serine/threonine-protein phosphatase PP2A. The transcript has 4 exons. The record is from RefSeq and is a predicted model, not a curated record. Gene Ontology annotation, molecular function: protein serine/threonine phosphatase activity. Gene Ontology annotation, biological process: peptidyl-serine dephosphorylation; mitotic cell cycle. NCBI's taxonomy places the organism in Eukaryota, Metazoa, Arthropoda, Insecta, Diptera, Syrphidae. Gene Ontology annotation, cellular component: cytosol. Bases 1056 to 1985 code for a protein of 309 amino acids.